AUGAAUAAGAUUGAUAUUGAAUCAAGACAUGGAGAUCAUCAUUUUAUAAAUAUUAAAUAUGGUUACUAUAUAUUAGGAUUAUCUAUUUUACAAAUUUUAUAUUUAUUAAUUUUUAAAUAUUUAUAUAUUUUAAAUUGGAAAAAUAAAGGAUACUUUAAUAAAAUUUUAAGAUCAAUUCAAAAUCCCUCAACUAUUGUUAUAUUAUUAAUUUGGUUUAUUAUAAUUUGUUUUUUAUCACAAUGGGGAAUUUAUAAUUUUAGUAAAGAAUAUAUUACAAUAUGUAAAAGAUUAGGGAGAAUAGCAUAUUGUUUAAUACCAUUAAAUAUUUAUUUGAUUUUAAGGAUUAAUAAUUCAUAUACAUUAAAUUUAGGAUAUUAUUUACAAAAUUUGAAUUUACAUAAAUGGAUUUCAAGAUUAAUAUUCUUACUAGUUAUUUUACAUGCAGUUGGAUUUCUAUUCAAAUGGAUUAAAGAAAACACAAUUUCUAAAGUUUUUAAUAUUUGGAAUUUUUUAGGAUUAGUGAGUUUAGUACCCUUUAUCGUGUUGAUAUUUGUAUCUAUUAGAUAUUUGAGAAGAAAAUGGUACUCAUUAUUUUAUAUAAUUCAUAAUGUCACUGCAUGGUUUAUGAUUUUGUUGAUUACUUUACAUGCAAGACCUGGGGUAUUACCAAUUGCAAUUAUAAAUGUUUUGUUAAUGAUUUAUCAAUUAUAUUUGAGGUUUUUCAGUGGUUAUAACAUCGAUUCCAUAAAAGUGGUUGAUACUCCAAAUUCUACUUUACAAAUUCUGAAAAUUUCAGUACCUAUAAAUUUUCCUGUUUGGUUACCAGGUAGUCAUAUAAGAUUAAAUUAUCCCAUAUCAAGUUUCCAAAGUUGGGUUGGUUCAACUCAUCCUUUCACUAUAGCCUCAAUUUAUGAGAAUAAUCAUCAAACAUUUGAUUUAAUCACUAAAAAAACCAAAACUUUUUCUAUAAAUCAACAAUUUUCAUAUUAUUUAACAGGACCUUAUCCAGCAUUACCACCACCAUUUUUCACAACUUCUGAAAUUGUUAAUGUAAUUUGUGGUGGUUCAGGUAUAUCUUUUGGUUUACCAAUUUAUCAAUAUUUUAAAAUCAAUAGUCCUAAUACAAUAAUAAAUUUAAUUUGGUGUGUUAGAUUCAAAAAGGAUUUGUUUAUUGUUGAUAAAUUAGAUUUUGAGAAUGUACAAAUUUAUAUUACUUCAAUAGAUGACAAUGAGGUUGAACCAAUUGAAAACACUCAAAAUAAUCUAGAACUACCUAAAUUUAUUAUAGAAGAUGAAGGAGAAGAUCAUGGAUUACUACAACAAGAAGAAGAAGAAAUAGAAUUACAAAGUAUUAGAGGUAAAGACGAAGGAGAGGAAGAAUUAAAAAACACUAAAAAUAAUAAAACAUAUAAAUUAGGUAGACCUAAAUUAGAUGAAGUUUUUGCAAUGAAUAAUCCAGCUACUAAUUAUGACCCCAAAUGUAGUUGGGUUUUAGCAUGUGGUCCAGACAGUUUAAUCAAUGAAUCUAGACAAUGGUCAAAAGAGCAUAAUUAUCAAUUUUUCAGUGAAAAGUAUGAAAUGUAG
Lodderomyces jiufengensis is the source of this 1584-nucleotide messenger RNA. RefSeq names its product putative metalloreductase. Gene Ontology annotation, molecular function: oxidoreductase activity. NCBI's taxonomy places the organism in Eukaryota, Fungi, Ascomycota, Pichiomycetes, Serinales, Debaryomycetaceae. The record is from RefSeq and is a predicted model, not a curated record. Gene Ontology annotation, cellular component: plasma membrane. The coding region runs from base 1 to 1584 and encodes 527 amino acids. The transcript has a single exon.